AAGAUAUAAACGAAUGUACAGCCACACCCCCUAAAUGUACAGGUGAAGAUAAAAGAUGUGUCAACUAUCCAGGAGCAUAUCGCUGUAACUGUAUCAGUCCCAGACAACAACUUACGAAGGACGGAUCAGCAUGUAUUAGUAUGUAUGAAACUUAACCUUGCAGACCGCUCGGUGAGAACUGGGCAUCUUUAGCGCGACUUUCUGAUGAACAGUAAUACUCGAUAUGUGGUUGAAUAAAAUAAUUUAGUGCAUGACAAAACGUUUAAAAAAUUUUAAAUUAAUAGUCACAUUUUAAACCUUUUAUUCUCCUCGGCAGAUAUAAACGCAUUUGCUCAGAUUUUUCGCCAUCUUAUCUGCCUUCAAAUUUCAAGUUUAUACACAAUUACCGCUAAGCGUGUUUAGAAGGGAGUUUUUUCAGUGGACGAAGUCUAAUAUAUUCAGAUUAUUUUCAUCAUUUAUUAUUAUUUUGUUUCAACUCGGCGAAUUGGCUAUUUUAAUCAAUCUGUCUUACAGUGCAGUUUGGGGUAAUUAAUCAUCCACUAAUUCGUGUUUCCAGUUAACGAAUGCUUUUCUAAAUAAAUCUACCUGUGCUGUAUACACGCUCUGUUCAACGUUAAAGGAUGAGUGUCAUACCAUGGUAUAUCACGCGUGAUCAAAUUCCCGAGUUUGAUAGCCAUAUGUAUCAUUCUUUGAGUACCCUUGCUUCUUUUGUUUGACCCCUAUUGGAAAUGUACCAAACAAGGUAUUUUUAUCGUAAUUUGUUGAUAUGGGGGUGAGAUAAAAACAAUAACAAAAGCCCGCCUUAUCGCGAUGUGACACUAAUCCAUUAAGUAUUUAAACUCUAGCCUAUUUAAUUAAUUGAAACUAAUUUCCAUGCAUCCAUUAUUCUUCCUAGAUGUUAGCGCAUCUGUUCGUGGUAAAAUUCAAAUUAUAAAUCUUCCAUUCAUACCGGCUUAUAGUGAUACAAGUAGUUCAGAAUAUUUUGAGACUACGCAAAGAAUAACAUCCCAGGUAUAGAAAUUUAAGUUCUGUUAAAAAAUAGGGCAAUCAGACGCAAUGAUUUUAUGUACUGUUUAAUAAACGAGCAGGAGUGUUUUAUUAUGUUUAAAGCCACGAGCGCGCAGCGCGAAUGGCUUUAGACCUAAUAAAAUACGACCUGUGAGUUUAUUAAACGGCUUCAAACACGACUACAAAUUCAAUAGAUACACUGCCUUAUUAGUGUUCUUUAUAUAAAGAAUACUAAUGAGGACAUGACUACAAUAGAUACUCCCUUAUUAAUAUUUUUUAUAUAAAGAAUACUAAUUAGGAGUGUUUUAUCAGGUUUAGCACGUGACAUACUAUGGUUGGCAUGUUUGCCAAUAAGCUUAUGAAUUAUUAAUGAGUUUUUGAAGUGCUAUUUAAAACAUGAACAGCAGUGUUUAAUGUGUUUUUCUAUUCAUGUUUAAUAUGGCUUGAAAAACGACCCUCUGUUGAGUUCAUUGGCGAAGUAAUUUUAAAUAUAAAUUAACGUUGUCUAAGCCGAGAAAAGUCUAACUUUAUGUAAAUGAACACAAUUUUUUAUCACAUAUAAAACCAUGCACCGACAUGGUAGUGAUUGAUUUUGUUUUUCCUCAUGCUUUAUUAAUGAGUUUUUCAAAUUAUCAUUGUAAGAUUAUUUAUUUUCUCAAUUUUGAUCAGCUAAUUGUUUUGCAUGGAAAUAACACUCCAACUGUAAAUAUUAACAAGUGGAAUCUAAUGAGCUGAGCAUCCAUAUCCAAAAUCAUUGGUCAGCUUGAGAUAAUGAUCUGCUCGAGCGUGCCCUAUUUAUUUUGAACAUAUGCUAAUUAAUUAAAUUGAUUCUGUGCGUACUUGGUUGAGUAAAAAACAUGUAAAAACGAAAGCCGGAGAUGCAAAAAACGUAUUCGCUAUAGUUGGGAAAUGAUAUGAGACUGCAAAUUCAAAAAAAAUUCAAAAGAGUGGAAACGACUCCAAAAAAGAGUCACAACGAUUCCAAAGGAGUCCCAACUUGACCCCAAAUGACUCUUUUCGUGGUUGUUUUGACUUUUGAAUUUACAGUGUGGUUUUGCAGCUGAACAACGAAAAUGUUAUACGAGGAAAAAGGCCAAAAAACCCGUGACAUAUUUCAACUUUCUGUUGUUUUUGAGUUUAUGUUAAUUUGUACACUGUCACAGUGAUUGAGCUCAUUGUAAUUUCGUAUAAUUAGUAACCUUCAAAUAGGGAUAGCUGAUAUGAAACGUGUAAUCACGACGAAUAAUAUUUAACAAGACGCCUGCUCAGGCGUUCACACUGACCUGAAAAUGACAACGUAUUACGUGCUAUGGUGCAAUCGACAAGGAAAACAAAUCGUGAACCGCAAACGCAUGAUUUUCGUAAUGUCCAAUGAAACACAAGUAUUACUCACAAAUACAAACGUUAUCCAUAAAUGCACAUGGUCUCUGAGCAUGGGACAUUGUUUACAUUCCGUGAGUCUGUAACUGUAUAAAAUUCGAAAAACUCAGCGUUCCAAAUAUCGCAUUUCCAGAGACGUUGCACGAGGAAAAAACACCAAGUUAAUUUCCAAAAAAUUGCAGAGUAGGAUAAAUCCAAAAUCCACAGAAAAACGUGAUAAAAUUCGUUGAUAAAUGAACAAAUUGUUUGAGACUCAAAUAGCCACUCAUUGAAUGGCCACCAUCUUGAAAACUGAUCUGUAUAAUAAACUGGAACGACUGGAACACUUGAAACUGAGCCUGCGAUGCGCUAACGCAAACUCGAUAUUUCUCGAUGACGAAAAAAGCAGAAAACCCCCCAGGAAAAAACAGGGAAAAAACAGAUAAUUAGGGAUUUAAGACUCUUGACCUUUCAGGAUUGUGUAAUUAGGUUCGGAAAAACGAAAAAGAAGUCUUCUAUUUUGGGGCUGUAAAGUUGGACGGAAUUCCAGACCUUCAUACACCUUGCUAGGUUAUGGAUGGGGAAUAAGUGGUCGAAAAAUUGGUCAUAUUUCUACGUUAUGCUAUAGAAUUAGUGUGUAUACCUUUGUGCGCAUGAGUGAAACAUCUAAAUUACUAUUAAGACGCAAGCGCAAAAAUUUCUGAAAACAUUCAUUCAGAAAGCAUUGCCAUAAGCCCUGCACAAUAAAAUUAAUGAGUAACUUUAACAAACAUAUGCACCAACAUAAUUUCCAAACAUCACAGGUUUCAGGUGUUCAGUAUUACGCUAAAAUGAAUUUUUAAUACAAUUUCGAUAAAAUUAUAUCAAAACAAUUUAUACUGCUGUGGCCAUUAAAUAUAUUGUUAUUUUAUAAGUAUAAAAAAUCGAAGGCGCUCAUCAUUUUUUUUGUCAUUUUUUUUUUCAUUCUUCCUGUAGCUAACAAGAAAUUAUCAGGAAACUCCGACGAUGCGUUUUUUCUUUCACUCAGUUAUGAUGAUACGACUACUGUAA
Messenger RNA from Paramuricea clavata, 3417 nucleotides. The record is from the annotation of a GenBank genome assembly. NCBI's taxonomy places the organism in Eukaryota, Metazoa, Cnidaria, Anthozoa, Malacalcyonacea, Plexauridae.